GCUUGCAUCAAUAUGAGAUUAUGUUAACUUAAUGUUGUGUGGUUUUAGACGCAAAUUUAAAGAAGUGAGUUGUAAAUGAACCAAAGCGGAACCGUUGACACAGAAACCUGGAGGCGGGUAGGAUUCAGUGAGAAACACAGGAAAUAGGCGCUGAAUUUCUGGAAGAGGAGGAAUGUCGAGUUUCUCCACCAAAAUACGGACCUGAGACCGUAUUUUUCGCAACGUAGCUUUGAAAAAUCAUAUAUUCUACCAACGAAGAAACGUUUCCAGAGAGUUUUGUUAAAACGAGUCAACAAAGAUGCUGAUUAAAGUGAAGACGCUCACUGGGAAGGAGAUAGAGAUCGACAUAGAGCCCACAGAUAAAGUGGAGCGGAUUAAAGAAAGGGUGGAGGAGAAAGAGGGGAUCCCUCCUCAACAACAGAGGCUGAUCUACAGUGGGAAACAAAUGAACGACGAGAAAACGGCAGCAGACUACAAAAUCCAGGGCGGCUCUGUUCUCCACCUGGUGCUCGCCCUGAGAGGAGGACACGUGCGUCCCGGAUGCCUGUAGCCGUCGCCGCAAGGCGCGACUUUCAUUUUUGCCUACACGAGAAGCGAGUACGCCGAAGACGCACCGCCGCCGGGCGCAGGGUCACCGGGUGGUUUCGUGGGCAGCCAUUUCCCUACAGCCAAACGUGCGUGAUCACGGCCCCCUCCCCCACUCUGUUAUAUGUAUUGCCACGGAGAGACGCUCCAAUUUAUUAAAGCCGCACCGGCAUAAAACGGUGCCUCAAAAUUACGCCGAGCUUUUGCUUAAGAUUUACAGCCCAGAGUGAAUUUGGCUGCCAUGGAAACUGCUGUGCACUGUCCAAGGAGCCGUGCUCUCUCACUCUCUCUGUGAAGUUGGUUUUUAUUCCACUGAUGAUAAAACAGGGGGAGCUGUGGUUUAAAGCUGUCAACUGUCUGACAUAAACCAUUUUUUUCCUGUUUUUUUUUUUUUUUUUUUCCACAAAUUGACCCAAAUAUAGUUUAAGAUAAUUGUCAGAGCCUCGUGGGCGCGUCUUUUGUGAGACACUGAUUUAGCUCAGUUAGAUUUGUGUCAUGAAGAUAUUUAAUAGUCCCGCGUUCUGGGAAAUGCACUGACUCAUCUUUUAGAUGAGAAGAUCAAUACUCUCAUAUCUCUCCGUUAUAUACGGUGUAAUGUUGCAGUCAUCAGCUUCGCAGAAAGGCCUGAUGGUACCUGAAGGUAACACAAUUCAUCCGCUAGCACCUCUAAUCUAUAUCUAUAUCAGCUGGUUGUAGCUUCAGUGAUGCAUUUAACGGACAAAUAUAAAAGUUGCAUCUCAUCUAACCCUGCACCUGGAACCCUAAAUAGUGCACUGCUCCUUUAAGUGAAAUGGAUAACUAAAAUGAAGUGUUUGGUGAUGUUGGAUCCUCCUCCUUGUUCUGAACCAUGGACCGGACAUGUCCGUUCACGCCGGUGACGUUUUGUGUAAUUAGUUUGUGCAGCGUACUUCGUCGUUCCCGAAAAAAGCCAGAGUUUACACGGAUCCUGUUCGGUUGGUUUCUUUCUUUUUUUUUUUUACUUUGUAAGCAGCGGCUCACUGCAGUGUGUGUGCUGAAAUGCGUGGAACCGAGUUUGAAUUACUUUGUCAGUAGAAUAAACCAAAUGCUGAAAAAUG
Molecule: messenger RNA, 1661 nt
Organism: Mugil cephalus (flathead mullet)
Lineage: Eukaryota; Metazoa; Chordata; Actinopteri; Mugiliformes; Mugilidae
Gene: nedd8
Product: NEDD8 ubiquitin like modifier
Exons: 4
Coding region: 299-550 (83 amino acids)
Biological process (GO): regulation of proteolysis; modification-dependent protein catabolic process; protein neddylation
Cellular component (GO): cytoplasm; nucleus
Molecular function (GO): ubiquitin protein ligase binding; protein tag activity
Source: RefSeq, a predicted model, not a curated record